Papilio polytes (common Mormon) is the source of this 1380-nucleotide messenger RNA. RefSeq names its product nose resistant to fluoxetine protein 6-like. The transcript is spliced from 10 exons. NCBI's taxonomy places the organism in Eukaryota, Metazoa, Arthropoda, Insecta, Lepidoptera, Papilionidae. The coding region runs from base 106 to 1317 and encodes 403 amino acids. The record is from RefSeq and is a predicted model, not a curated record. Gene Ontology annotation, molecular function: acyltransferase activity, transferring groups other than amino-acyl groups.
AAAUGGCUGCUAUGUUUCUCAGUGAAGGAAAACUGGCGAAAAUUGACGGCACCUUCAGGGAGUGGUGCUAAAACAGUAGUAACACGCCUUCAAGGACUUAAUGGCAUGAGGUUAAUAACAAUAUUUUUGGUGAUGGUGGAACAUUCGAUACUGCCAUUCGUGGUCGCUGGAGAUAAUACGAAGAAAAUAGAAGAUGCAUACAAUAACAUUCUAUACCACUUGCUGCUAGAUGGCACUAUAAUCGUGCAGACAUUCUUCGUUAUGUCUGGAUGUCUGUUGGCUUACUAUUUAGAAUUAUUUGCUUCAAAAGGUAAAUUAAAUUGGAAGAUUAUACCCAAAGGAAUAUUUUUAAGAUGGCUAAGAUUAACACCACCGUAUUUUAUAGUGUUAGCUUUUAUCAUGACUUGGGCUAGAUUUACCGGAUCUGGACCAUUAUGGCACAAAAUAAUGGACGCCGAAGUCGGAGACUGUCGUCGCGACGGAUGGCUCAACAUGCUUUACGUCAACAAUUAUGUCGACAGAUCUCAAUGCAUGAUGCAUACUUGGUAUUUAGCAGCAGACAUGCAACUGUCUAUACUUGGAUUAAUAACAUUAGUGGUGGCAAAGAGUAAUAGAGCAAGAAUUGUUGUACUGUCAGCUUUAUUUAGUAUCUCUUUGAUAAUUCCUUCUGUACAAACGUACUAUCAAGACUUGUAUGCAUAUUUCACUAUUACGCCUGAAUUCGUACGAGCACUCUUCAGAAAUAAUCCAACAUUCAAUGCGUACAGACGCGGCCACACAAACAUAUCUUGUUACGUCGCUGGACUUAGUCUUGGUCUAUUGAUAAAUAACUUACAGAAAACGAAGAUAGACAUGAAAAUAUAUGCGAAAUACAAGUAUUUGUACUGGAUGCUUGUGCCAAUCGGCAUUGGAGUUGUACUCACCAGUGGUAUAUUCUACAUGGACGGUAUGGAUGUCCCUCUUGUUUACAAAGCGAUACACUCCGGUGCAUUGCGAGGGGUCGCUGGGAUCCUAAUAUGUGCGAUCAUAUUAGGAAUGGUACUCAGAAUUGAAGAUACUUACAGAAGAAUCUUAGAGUGGCAGGGCUGGACGACACCAACCCGGCUCUCAUACUCCGCGUAUCUACUUCAUCUCAUUGUUAUAGAAAUUCUCACAGGGACAAGAACUACAUUAAUAUAUGUAACGGAAUUUCAAAUGAUGGUUGUAAUAAUUGGCACUUCCAUUGUGACUUUCCUGAUCGCGGUUCCGUUCUGGUUGCUGGUCGAGGCGCCAGUCUCACAAUUCAUAAAAGUUGUCUUCCCUGCGAAAGAUAAAUAGAAAAAAUUACUAAAGACUAGCUAACUAUUAUUAGAGAGUAGCCCCAGUAGUAAAGGUAAGGAG